GGAAUGGUGGUGGGGAAGGGGAUCAGGUCCAGCAGUUCUUCUCUCCCUCUGAGGACUGGACCAAGACAGAUGGACUGGAGGGAGGGCUCUUCCUCUUAAGGAUAGGCACGAUGGUGCAGGGCAUGUCUUUUCACUUCCUCCCAGGCCAGAUGGUGUCAGAUGCCUUACCCCAUCAUUGGACUCCUUUUUCAAAAGUGGUGAGGCCUUCAGUACCAGAGGGAAGGACAGUCCUUCUCAUUUGACUAAUGCAUUUAAUGUGACCCAGGUUUUGAAUUUUCUAUUUUCAGAACCCUAUUUUCCAUUAUGAAAUUGAGGGGGGGGGGGUUGUACUAGCAGUACCCAGCAACUAUUUUCUUCUUUUUCUCGGUAAUGGUGAUCUGUGACAAAGAGGACUGCCUACAUGCUCUUGGGUUUGGCAAACUUGGCUUAAUUAAGUUGUUUUGCUUUUAGAUGCCAGCAAUCAUCUGGAAAAUGAGCGAGAAGUGUGGAUAUGAGUUUCAUCUUUGGUGACAUUAUUCCAUAAAAGAGAGCCUUGAAGGCAGUGGUUUGACCAGAAUCAUGUUGUGUCUCCAGCUGGAACGGACCACACGACAGCGCUGGCAGAAAGUGUUAUACAAGAGGCAGCCUUUUCCUGAUAACUAUGUGGACCAAAGCUUUUUAGAGAAGUUACGUAAAAAUAUCCAUGCACGUAAAUACCAGUACUGGGCCGUGGUAUUCGAAUCUGGAGUGGUGAUACAACAGCUGUGCAGUGUCUGUGUCUUUGUUGUCAUCUGGUGGUACAUGGAUGUGGGACUGCUGGCUCCUCAAUGGUUAUUUGGGGCUGGGUUGAUCUCUUCGCUAAUUGGUUAUGUCUGCUUUGAUGCAGUUGACUCAGGAAUAGGGAGAAGUCAGAGUGGCCGGACAAGGUGGGCUGAUCUGAAGAAUGCUGUGGUAUUUGUGGCUUUCACCUAUGGCUUCUCUCCAGUAUUGAAGACUUUAACAGAAUCCAUCAGCACAGACACAAUUUAUGCUAUGUCUGUCCUCAUGCUGUUAGGACACUUGAUCUUCUUCGACUAUGGAGCCAAUGCUGCCAUUGUGUCCAGUACACUCUCUCUCAACAUGGCCAUCUUUGCCUCAGUGUGUUUGGCCUCACGGUUGCCUCGUUCCUUACAUGCCUUUGUCAUGGUGACAUUUGCUAUCCAGAUAUUUGCCCUGUGGCCUAUGCUACAAAAGAAGCUCAAAGCCCAGACUCCCCACUGCUAUGUGGUAGUUACCUUGCUUUUUGCUAUGUCUGCCUUGGUGGGUCUGCUGACCAUUUCCAGUGUUGGUACUGUUCUUUUUGCCCUCCUCUUGGUCUCAGUCUCAUGUCUGUGUCCUUAUUGCCUCAUUAGGCUGCAGCUGUUUAAAGAUAACAUUCAUGGGCCUUGGGAUGAAGCUGAAAUCAAGGAAGAUCUGUCCAAAUUCCUUAUGUAGACCAGUGAAUCAAGCCAGUACUGUAUAUUUUUAGUUACAUUCUUGAUGAUCAUGUUCAUAUUGUAGCAUAAGUUGAUUCAUUUUGGUUAUAGUUCUGACCACUAAAGGUUCAAUAACUCUUUUGACACUCAGAACCCGUCUAUUCAUCUGGGCCUCUUAGUUUUAAAUUAUGUUAGUUUAAUUUUUGGAUGCUGUCAGUUCUGUUUUGCUUUUUAGUUUUAUGAUACUUUUCAUUUUUUAAUUUUAGUUUUGAUUCAUGCUUAUUUAAAGAAAACGGCAGAGAAUUUUAGAUUCUGCAAUUACAAAAAUAUCAGUAAAUAAAAUUUAUUUCUGGUUCACAUAAAAACAGAAAUAUAAGUUACAUUAUUUAUAAUUAUUAUUUGCAGAGUGGAAUGGUGGAAGAUUAUAUGUGUUAAAACUGCAACUUUAUGCCAUCAAUAGGUAAGAGAAACCUAAAAAUAAAUUCAUUCAGUCUGCA
Molecule: messenger RNA, 1930 nt
Organism: Sceloporus undulatus (fence lizard)
Lineage: Eukaryota; Metazoa; Chordata; Lepidosauria; Squamata; Phrynosomatidae
Gene: PIGC
Product: phosphatidylinositol glycan anchor biosynthesis class C
Exons: 1
Coding region: 559-1452 (297 amino acids)
Biological process (GO): GPI anchor biosynthetic process
Cellular component (GO): glycosylphosphatidylinositol-N-acetylglucosaminyltransferase (GPI-GnT) complex; membrane
Source: RefSeq, a predicted model, not a curated record